AUGCGUGGUCAGCGAAUUGAGAGUACAGAAAUCUGUGAGAAUGCCAGGCUUGAGAUAGCUUUUGAAAGAAAUCCGUUUUUCGCGGGCGAGCCAAUUCAGUUGGGUUUAAGGAUCAAACAUCUUGGGUCAUCGCAUGAACUGGAGAGGUUGAGAGCUGACAUUGAGAUCUGCAAGAAACAGAUCGAAGAGCUGGAGCAUCGGGAUGCAACAGAAGGGAAAAAAUGGGGGCUGAGCGCCCUUCUGGGUACCUUUGGAAACGACAAGAGGGCCGAAAAGGAGAAAAUCGAGCAACAAAUUACAAAACUGGAGCAACAAAUGCUGUUCCAUGAGCCCAUACAGCUCGUCUCGUGUUAUAUCCAACUAUAUGGUAUGUUUCGGUAUGAUAAACUUAUCGUAAGUCGCGAGCGGCUAGAAAACGGUGGACGUCAGGUAGCGGGCGUGAGGACCAUCGACGAUAUGACCAACAACUCGGUGUCCCACACGCUUGUCGGAUUACUAAACGUGACGCUCGAUGACGUGUCGAAAUCUUUCAUCGGAGAACAAGAAGUCGAAAUGGCUAAGAUGCCAUUCCUUCUCGUUCCGCAGACAUUGGUUUUUUCCGAAUUGUGUCUGAUGCCCGAAGAAACCAAGACAUUUCAGUUCAGAUCACCGCGACUUCCGCAUGAUUUGCCACCCUCCUAUUACAGUUCAAAGCAUCUCAAUAUUGAAUACUUUUGUGACAUGGGAUUAGCCCGAGUAAAACAAGGUACCGUUUCUCCCUUCAAAACUGAGUUUACAAUCAAUAUAUGUCCUUUCGUGGAUUCCCUAGGACGACAGUUUACUAGCACACUGGAUCGCAACGCCAACAUUUUACCAUGCGGCCGUGUGAAAGAAAUAACCGAGGCUUCUCAAAGCCGUAGGAAAUCUGGAGCUUCACUUUUUGUCCGUCGAAGGAGUUCUUUGUUGUCUCUCAAUCAGCAAGACACGCAUAACGAGGACUCUGCCAAAGCUAAGAGCGUUUUCAGAACUUCGAUUGAUGAGGGUUUCAUGAAUGAAGGCGAAGGUCCAGAACUCGAACAAAUGGUGGAUAAAGUCUUAGACGCACAAUUCGGGCCACAGGAAUUCGAGGAUUUAUCUGAUGAUGAACCAUCAGAAGUUUCAAAUCUGGCUAUUUUAAAAGGGGAUCCGCGGAUAAACAUAGGAAAGCUGAAUUCUUACAUCCAGAGCCUUCCCUCUUCUCUGAACGACGACGAAUCUACCGAUGCGCAACCAAAUUUGAUGUCACAAUUCAAAAAUUGCCAAAAAGAAUACAUCAUUAAUAGAAACGGCGAGUUUAUUGCCAAGGUUAAUCUCUCAAAGUAUUUUUACGACACUUCGGAAGACUUAGAUCUAUGUGUUGAGCUUUGUCAGAGAGGAAAGCAUAAGGUAACCGCAGUAUCGAUAAAACUAGAAUGUUUCGAGCUCGUAAACCCUCGCUACCGUGCUGAAGGAGAGGACUUGAAUACUAGGCCCGAGGGAAGCAGCAUUUACGAAAAAAGAACCAUUUGCUUUGAAAAUUCACCACAAAUAUUUUUCAAAUUAAUCCCACCCAGAUCGCCUUCAAACCAAAUGACCAGUCAAUUUAGAACCGACAUUUUUCAGCUUAGAUGGAUGCUUUGCAUCAAAUUUGUUGUCCUAGACAGAACUGAAAAUGAAGUCAUGCUCGAACAAUUCUAUGAAGAUAAAAAUGGUGCUCUGUUUCAUGCCAAAAAAAAUGUUGACGGUGUGGACUUUGUUUGUCAUGUGCCUGUAGUAAUACUUCCUACACCAAAGGAGUUUGGAGGAUGGUAG
Messenger RNA from Lachancea mirantina, 1809 nucleotides. The record is from the annotation of a GenBank genome assembly. Lineage: Eukaryota; Fungi; Ascomycota; Saccharomycetes; Saccharomycetales; Saccharomycetaceae.